UAGAACAGCAUUUCCAAGUCAAACCCUGUCUCAUGUCAACGUUUCAUUUCGUCUCCCAGAAGGUCUCCAAAUAUCAGACCUUAUGUAUCAGACCAUCGAGAUAUACAGCCUGGGCUCCGUCCUUGUGGAUGCACACCUUCAACGAGCUGGUGACAGUGGGCUGGGCUGUGGAGACCCAUGGGCACUCAGCUUCAGCUACAAACAGACGGACAAAUUAUCUAAGAAGGACAUUAAGAGAGGCUUGAAGGUCUUCUUCCACUGCGCCUAUGCAAAUUUCCAGUGUGCAUCCUGCAGAAGGAUCUGGCCUUCGGUACGUGUGGUGCUUUUGUUCCGUUAUCGGCUGAGAGGCGGUAAGGGCACGGUGAUCAUGCGGCCCUUCGGACAAGCAUGUCGGCGAUGCCAAGAUGACAAUUUUCAUCUCCCCGGUUUUUACAAGGACGAAGUGAAACAAGCUCUGCUCAGACUGUUUACUGAAAUCCGGAAGAACUGCUAUGGGGAGGAGGACGACAGUGGAGAGAGCUCGGGCUUGGGCACUACAAAAGUGAGGUCCAAACCCCAUGAAAAGACCCUGUGUGAGGCUUGCCAUAUGGGCUUUUGCUCUCAGGAUGAUCAGGAUGAUAAGUAGUGUGUGUGUGUGUGUGUGUGUGUGUGUGUGUGUGUGUGUGUGUGUGUGUGUGUGUGUGUGUGUGUGUGUGUGUGUAUCACAGUGAGGUGUAGAGAGUGACAGUUUGUUUGUUUGCUGAUUACCUGGGAUCCUCCUUUUCUAGUCUUCACAGAAACCUUUCCUUAAUAAGCAGGAUAUUUGUGUCAUUAUGUAAGUUAAUGGUAAUUGUUAAUUGUUUCAGGUAUGCUUAGUGCAUACCUGAAAGUGUGAGCAUGUUCUGUUUUGAGGUACUGAUUAUUUUCUGGAUGUGUUUGGUGUGGUAUAAUCCAAAUAGCAGUUAGUGUACUUUUACUUGAAUAUUCUCAGUUUCUCAAAAUGUCAUCGUUCCACUCAUCUACACUUCAGAGUUUUUUCCCCCCUACCACGUGUAUUUGUUAGGUUUAGCAGAUUCAGGUUUCACAUGAAAUGCUGAUGUAUUAAAACAUGAGUUUUUACAAUACUGUGAUAAAGUGCAGUGAUUCUCUCUCUAUUUUUUUUCUCUGAUCUCAAAAUCAUAGAGUCAGUCUGGAUAUCAGACAUGAAUCCAAAUUACAGAUGUGGCAAAAUAUACAUGCGUUAUAAUUGCACCUUUAAAACUGUGCACAAGGGGGCAUGCUUAAAAGCAAAGAGUGAUCACAUCAAAGAGUAGUUUGGUCUAGUUUUUUUUUUCCCUGUAAGCUGCAUUCUGUAUUCAAUUAAUUGAUAAACACAGUGGUGCCCAAACUUUUACAUA
Messenger RNA from Archocentrus centrarchus (flier cichlid), 1376 nucleotides. Its product is annotated as receptor-transporting protein 3-like. NCBI's taxonomy places the organism in Eukaryota, Metazoa, Chordata, Actinopteri, Cichliformes, Cichlidae. Bases 83 to 625 code for a protein of 180 amino acids. The transcript has 3 exons. Gene Ontology annotation, molecular function: olfactory receptor binding. Gene Ontology annotation, biological process: protein targeting to membrane; protein insertion into membrane. The record is from RefSeq and is a predicted model, not a curated record.